Anarrhichthys ocellatus (wolf-eel) is the source of this 1452-nucleotide messenger RNA. It is a transcript of the gene mrpl14, whose product is annotated as mitochondrial ribosomal protein L14. Gene Ontology annotation, molecular function: structural constituent of ribosome. The record is from RefSeq and is a predicted model, not a curated record. The coding region runs from base 91 to 537 and encodes 148 amino acids. Gene Ontology annotation, biological process: translation. Gene Ontology annotation, cellular component: ribosome; mitochondrion. Lineage: Eukaryota; Metazoa; Chordata; Actinopteri; Perciformes; Anarhichadidae. The transcript is spliced from 3 exons.
CGUUUAUAUGACGUUUGAGAAAGUAACAAACAACAAGCUAACUGGGGGCGGUAGCCGCUUUUUUGCGUUGCCACAUCAUUCGCUAUAAUUAUGGCUCUCCACCUGCUGUCAAGAUCCCUUACCGGGCUCCUUGCAGAGUCAUCUUCAAUGAUUCAGCCAAGGACUUUUAGUGUGUCUGCUGUUGCAGCAGCCAUUCAGAAAAUGACAAGAGUGCGCGUUGUGGACAACAGCUCCCUUGGAAAUACACCAUGGCACCGCCCCCCGAGAGUUAUCCAUGUCUACACCAAGAACGGCGUAGGGAAAGUUGGUGACAGAGUGUUGCUUGCCAUCAAAGGACAGAAGAAGAAAGCACUAAUCGUUGGACACAAAAUGCCUGGAGAACGCAUGAGUCCACGCUUUGAUUCAAACAAUGUUGUUCUGAUUGAGGACAAUGGAAAUCCUACAGGAACAAGGAUUAAGGUCCCUUUACCCACACAUCUACGUAAAGUGGACGGAGAUUACUCGAAAGUCCUGGCAAUUGCUAAUUCAUUUGUGUAAUAACACAAUUCUGUGCUGUGAUUUGAUAUAUACUGUAUAUUUCACAUCUGCUUGGGGUUUAUGAACAUUUUACGAUUGUAUGUUUUCAAUAAAGGGAGCAUACACCCAGCCACAAUUGUCUCUACAGUAUUCUGUUGUCAAUGUAUGUAACGAGCUCGAGCCUUUGUCGACAUGCUUGGCAUUUCACGGAGGCCUCUCUGUGCUUACAAUAAAUAUAACCUUUAGCUUAAAAGGCAUAGCAUAUCAGCUUCUGGGGAAGUUUGAGCAGCCAAAUGUGGGUCAAACUCAUGUUAUGAAUACAAUGAACAAACUGGGAAAGUAUGAACCGUCAGGGUAAUAUUUUAUUGAAGGCACAACAUACAUUUACGACACAAAACGCAUAACGAGCAUACUUUUAAUCGCUGUUUAUAAAAUCAUAGUGUGAUUUAUAAGGCAUUAAGUAUCAUGUGAUCCCUGUAAAUGUUACUUGAGUGGACUGAAAUAUAGUACUUCUCACAAAUGUGAGGCAACUUCAGUAGCAUCUUCCUAAAACUAAAUCCUCAGUGCAAAAUAAAAACAAGUAAAGCUAAACAAAGUUCAGAUGCUAAAUUUCAACUUCAACUAAAGAAAAAUAGUUGUGUAAUAUAUUAACAGGCUAAACUUUACAUUAGAUCUGUACUGCCAUCUACAGGUAAAAUCAUGGAACUACCAACUCAACACUGAGGUGUUCAAUCUUAUUAAUCGUUCUGCUCUAAAAUUAGGACAAAGUGGAAACAUGAGUGCAGAGAAACUAUAAAACAUCACAUUGUAAAGCAUCAUUACAGUAACAGGCUUCUUCAGAUUUCUUCUAUGUGUUCCUUGGCAGAACAGCUUUUAGUGAGUUUGAAAUAAUGAGAACAGUGAAAUUGUUAGUGAAUCAAAUUGCAACAAGGCACA